AUGGCCGGCCGCAUGAAGGAACCAUCUUGGUUGGUGGCAAUCUACGUCACAGGAAUGCUUCUGGCUGGUACGGUGAACAUCCUGGCCACAAAGGUGCAAUUUGGGUUAACAAGUGUGGGCCUUGAUGGCAGCCGGGAGGUCUUCCGGAAGCCCUGGUUCGGAACCUCUAACAUGCUCGUGGGGAUGUCACUGGUCAUGGGGGUGGAGCGCAUAGUCUCACGGCGAGCCCUUACUUGUCCUUCUCUCCGGCACCUUGAGAACCUGGAGAAUCCCUUGCUCCUGAAACCAGAACCCGCGGCAAGCCGACGGAAAAAGAUUUUGCUGGUGGCUGUCCCAGCCAUUGGUGAAGUGUUGGCUACGGGCUUGGGAUGCAUCGGUAUGUUGGAGAUGCCAGCCAGUGUUUGGCAAAUGGUGAAAGGUGUGAUCCUGUUUUUCACCGGGAUCUUGUCGGUACUGGUAUUGAAGCGCAAGCUGUAUCUUUUCCACUGGAUCGGUCUUCUGCUGUGCAUCACAGGCGUUGCAGCAGUUGGGUACGCCAGUGUGGAGAACGAGCUUAGCAGCAAAGUAGCCACUCAGUACGAGUCCUCUGUUGCAUUCGGAGUUGCGCUGACAUUAUUGGGGCAGUUGUUUCAAGCUGCCCAGGUGGUCUCAGAGGAAUAUUUGUUGAAAGAUAUUGACCUCACCGCAGUAGAAAUCAUCGGUUAUGAAGGCUUGUGGGGUGUGCUUAUGAUGGCAGUGGUGGUUUUUCCAGUGCUAUGGCUGCUUCCGGGACGAGAUCAUGGGCAUGCUGAAGACAUGGUGGACACGUUUGUUCUGCUUGCAAACAGCCGUGCAUUGCUUUAUGUGCUCGCAAUCCAGCUUGUUGCCUGUGGAACUUUAAACAUUGCAGGAAUUGCCGUGACGGGGGCUUUCUCGGCAGUUCAUAGGAUGAUGCUGGAUGCCUCCCGUGCUAUACUUGUCUGGUGUUUCGGUCUCGUCGUCCACUAUAAUGUUGACGCAGACUCACCUUUUGGCGAGAAGUGGACAUCUUCCAGCAAACUGCAACUAGGUGGUUUCAUCAUGUUGCUCACCGGUCAAGCUGUGUAUAGUGAAGUCAUAUGCCUUCCUGGAUGGAGUAGUUGGUCAAAUCCGAGUGCCACUGUCUCUGCCGCUGCUGACCAUGUUAUGCCAGGUUUGCUGCACCAGUGCAGCCAGAGCGAUGCAAAGAGACACAGCAGUUUGCAUAGGGAAAGCAAGCCACAGCAGAUUUCCAUUAUCACUGUCUAG
Molecule: messenger RNA, 1266 nt
Organism: Symbiodinium pilosum
Lineage: Eukaryota; Dinophyceae; Suessiales; Symbiodiniaceae
Source: the annotation of a GenBank genome assembly